AGCUAACGUGUCUCUCUGUCUCUGCGUUGUGUUGGCGGUUUCGUGAGGGACAUUUCCGCGUUACAAUCUCAAAUUUAGUUUUCUAUUAAUUCUUCAAUUCAAACUUCUUCUUCUGCUGUUGCUUUGUUCGAUUCGUUAUUUUCCUUUUUUCACUACUUUGAAUUUCUCGCCCAAUCUCUGUUUUGUCUUCUUCGAAAUUCGCCUUUUUUUUCGUCUUUUUUCUCUCAUUUUCCUGCCAUUUGGCCAAAAACAACCGAAGGGUCUUCACACUUUUCUCCUUCUCAACUCUUUUUGUUCUCUGUUUCAAGUUUCAUGUAUGGUGGUUGAUUCAGAGUGGUGUGGGAGAUGGGUUUUUUCAGCACUUUAUUGGGAAUUAUUGGGUUUGGAAUUGGAAUUCCUCUUGGAUUGGUUGUGGGGUUCUUCUUGUUCAUCUAUUCAAAGCCUGAUGAAGUCAAGGAUCCGAUGAUAAGGCCAAUCUACGAAUUAGAUUCAGAUGCUUUGGAAGAACUCAUUCCUGAAAUUCCACUGUGGGUUAAGCACCCUGAUUUUGAUCGGGUAGACUGGUUGAACAAGUUUCUUGCAGCCAUGUGGCCUUAUCUUGAUAAGGCUAUUUGUUGUCGAAUAAGAGGAAUGGCUAAACCAAUGUUCGCUGUGUAUAUUGGCAAGUUUCAAAUUCAAUCUAUUGAGUUUGAGAAUUUAAGUCUCGGAACUCUUCCUCCCAAGCUUUAUGGUAUCAAAGUGCAUGAGACCAAUGAGAAUGAAAUAGUCAUGGAAACUGCAAUCAGAUGGGCAGGGAACCCCAAUAUAGUAUUGAUGUUGAGACUCUUUUCAUUACAAAUAAGAAUUCAGUUAGUAGACCUGCAAAUUUUCGUGGCACCACGGGUAGCCUUGAAGCCUCUAGUGCCUGCUUUUCCUUGUUUUUCCAAGAUUGUUGUGUCUUUAUUGGAGAAGCCACAUGUAGAUUUUGGCAUGAAAAUACAAGGAGGCGAUAUCAUGUCCAUACCCGGCCUCUCUCAAUUUGUUCAGGAGAUUAUCAGAAAACAAGUUUCAAAUCUCUAUCUUUGGCCCCAUGUUUUUGAGAUACCGAUUCUUGAUGCAUCAGUAGCGGCAACGAAAAAGCCAGUGGGAAUACUACACGUGAACGUCGUCAAGGCUUUAAAGCUUUCGAAGAUGGACAUAUUGGGGACGUCAGAUCCAUAUGUUAAACUCAGCAUAAGUGGAGAGCGGCUACCGUCUAAGAAAACCACCAUUAAGAUGAAUAACUUAAAUCCAAUUUGGAACGAGAAGUUUAAGCUUAUUGUGAAGGAUCCAGAAUCUCAAGUUCUUCAGUUGCAAGUCUAUGAUUGGGACAAGGUUGGCGGACAUGACAGGUUAGGAAUGCAGUUAGUCCCCUUGAAAGUACUUACGCCCUAUGAGAAGAAGGAACUAACGCUCGACUUACUGAAGAACACAAACAUAAACGAUCAUCAAAACAAGAAACCGAGAGGACAACUUGUGGUCGAGUUGAAGUUUACGCCUUUCAGGGAAGAAAGCAGCAAGUUUAGUAGUCGAUUAGAUGGAUGUCGGAGUAUGGUAAGUCAAGACGAAAGAGAUUUACAUGAUGAUGUUGUAGGUGGAGCGGGGUUGUUAUCGGUUAAAAUCCAAGGAGCUACAAGUGUGGAGGGGAAACGGCAUAGUAAUCCUUAUGCAGUAAUGCACUUUAGAGGAGAAAAGAAGAAAACAAAGAUGGUGAAGAAAUGUCGUGACCCGGUUUGGAAUGAAGAUUUCCAGUUCAUGCUUGAAGAGCCUCCAUUAGAAGAGAAGAUCCAUAUUGAGGUUAGGAGUAGGAGGAGCAGCAUUUUCAGUUUCCUCUCAAAGGAAUCAUUGGGACAUGUAGAGAUUAAUCUCGUCGAUGUCGUGCACAAUGGACGCAUCAACACGAAGUAUCAUCUAAUCAAUUCGAGAUAUGGAAUGAUACAUGUCGAGAUACAGUGGACAGUGGCUUGAUGGAAACAAAAUGAAUAUUCAUUCAAUAGCUCCCCUGAGUUCCUCACUUGACUUGUUUUAUAUGUCUCUCCCAGUGGGGUUAUGUGUGGACAAAACCAGAAAAUGAUGUCUGUUUCAAUUCAAGCCACUAUUCUCAUUGUUCACAUAUAGAGGCUGUAUUUAAAGCCAUCACUGUCACAAAUAUGAAAAUCCAUGUAAGUUGGUUAUUCUUGUUGAUCAUUAUUGUCAAAGGUUCAAACCAUCCUUUCAACUAA
Molecule: messenger RNA, 2240 nt
Organism: Benincasa hispida (wax gourd)
Lineage: Eukaryota; Viridiplantae; Streptophyta; Magnoliopsida; Cucurbitales; Cucurbitaceae
Product: synaptotagmin-3-like
Cellular component (GO): endoplasmic reticulum
Molecular function (GO): lipid binding
Source: RefSeq, a predicted model, not a curated record